Messenger RNA from Arachis duranensis, 2671 nucleotides. RefSeq names its product phospholipase D alpha 1. Bases 53 to 2500 code for a protein of 815 amino acids. Gene Ontology annotation, molecular function: D-type glycerophospholipase activity; calcium ion binding. Gene Ontology annotation, biological process: phosphatidylcholine metabolic process; phospholipid catabolic process. The transcript is spliced from 6 exons. Gene Ontology annotation, cellular component: plasma membrane. The record is from RefSeq and is a predicted model, not a curated record. NCBI's taxonomy places the organism in Eukaryota, Viridiplantae, Streptophyta, Magnoliopsida, Fabales, Fabaceae.
UUUCCCCAACAUUAGCCUUAUCUUCAUUGUCAAAAGCGUGGUAAAAAAAAAAAUGGUGCAUUUGCUGCAUGGGAAGCUAGAUGUGAGUAUAUAUGAGAUUGACAACCUGCAAAAUCCUAAGGGCAUAAGUGCAAACCUGGGGAAGAAAUGUCUUACCCAACUCAGGAACAUUUUUCUGUGCCAAUGUCAACCAGAGGUUCUUCCAUUGGGUCUAUAUGCAACAGUUGAUUUAGAUAAGGCAAGGGUUGGGAGAACAAGAAUGAUAGAUGAUCAACCAACAAAUCCACAUUGGAAUGAGAAGUUUCACAUAUAUUGUGCACACUUGAUCUCACACAUUAUAUUCACUGUCAAACAAGAUAACCCUAUUGGGGCAACCCUAAUUGGAAGAGCUUAUCUCCCAGUUGAACAACUCAUUAAUGGCAACAUUGUUGAUACUUGGGCUGAAAUACUUGAUGAACAACAUCAUCCUAUACAAGGUGGCUCUAAAAUCCAUGUUAGAAUUCAAUACUUUGAUGUCAAGAAUGAUUCAAAUUGGUGUCAAGGACUAAAGAGUCCACAGUUUCAAGGAGUUCCACACACCUUCUUCAACCAAAAAUCUGGCUGCAAAGUUACUCUCUACCAAGAUGCACACGUCCAGGACAAUUUUUCGCGGCCGAUGGCGCCAUCCGAAAGAAAAUUCUAUGAGCCUGCAAGAUGCUGGAAAGAUAUCUACAAUGCAAUAAUUGAUGCUAAGCAUUUCAUUUACAUAACUGGUUGGUCUGUUUACACUGAGAUAAGUUUGGUUAGGGAUCAAAACCAAAGGAAUUCAAGUAUCAAACUUGGUGAGCUUCUUAAAAAGAAAGCAAAUGAAGGUGUCAAGGUUCUAAUGCUUGUUUGGGAUGAUAGAACUUCUGUUCCGGAUUUCAAGAAAGAUGGUUUGAUGGCAACACAUGAUCAAGAAACAGAACAGUACUUUAAGGACACAGAUGUUCAUUGCAUCUUGUGUCCGAGGAAUCCGGACGAUGGAAGAAGCAUUGUUCAAGGUUUUGAGAUUUCAACAAUGUUCACUCAUCAUCAGAAGAGUGUGAUUCUUGAUGGCCAAGUUGAGGGAGAAUGGAAGAAGCGAAGCGUAGUGAGUUUCAUUGGUGGAAUUGAUCUAUGUGAUGGAAGAUAUGAUACUCAGGAACAUCCUUUGUUUUCCACUUUGAACAAUGUCCACCAUGAUGAUUUCCAUCAGCCGAAUUUCCCCGGCGCUUCCAUAAAGAAAGGCGGUCCGAGAGAGCCGUGGCAUGACAUUCAUUGCAAGCUAGAAGGGCCGGUAGCAUGGGAUGUUAUGCAGAAUUUUCAGCAGAGGUGGGAGAAGCAAGUUGGGAAGAUUCUCCUAUUCUCUUCUAGCAUGCUAGAUGAUUUUCUUGUGCCUCAAGCAACCUCGGCGAAGUUCAAUGAUGAAGAGGGUUGGAAUGUUCAAGUGUUUAGGUCUAUUGAUGGUGGUGCUGCUUCAGGAUUCCCUGAAGAUCUAGAGGAAGCUUCUGAAAGAGGACUUGUUAGUGGAAAAGAUAACAUCAUUGAUAGAAGCAUUCAAGAUGCAUACAUCAACGCGAUUCGUCGAGCGAAGAAUUUCAUCUACAUUGAGAAUCAGUACUUUCUAGGGAGUUCAUAUGGUUGGAAAUCAUCUGACAUAAAAGUUGAGGAUAUUAAUGCUCUGCAUCUUAUACCAAAAGAACUUUCUUUGAAGAUUGUUAGCAAGAUUGAAGCAGGGGAGAGGUUUUCAGUCUAUGUUGUGAUUCCAAUGUGGCCGGAAGGAGUGCCGGAGAGUGGCUCGGUUCAAGCAAUAUUGGAUUGGCAGAGGAGGACAAUGGAGAUGAUGUAUGCUGAUAUUGCUGAAGCCAUUAGAAGGAAGAGAAUUAAAGCACAUCCUAGGGACUACUUGACAUUCUUCUGCCUUGGAAACCGCGAGGCGAGGCGAGCCGGGGAGUAUUCGCCGGCUGAGGCACCUGAGCCUGGCAGUGAUUAUAGUAGAGCACAAAAGGCCAGGAGAUUCAUGAUCUAUGUUCAUGCCAAGAUGAUGAUUGUUGAUGAUGAAUACAUAAUCAUUGGUUCAGCAAACAUAAACCAAAGAUCAAUGGAUGGUGCAAGAGACAGUGAAAUUGCAAUGGGUGCAUUCCAACCAUACCACUUAGCAUCAAAUAAUAAGCAACCAAAGGGUCAAAUCUAUGGUUUCAGGCUUUCAUUAUGGCAUGAACAUCUUGGUGACACAAAAGACAAAAGAAUCUUAUUAGACAAUCCAGAGAGUUUGGAAUGCAUCAAGCUUGUGAACAAUCUUGCUGACACAAAUUGGGACAUAUAUUCAAAGGAGAAUUUUGAUGAGAAAAGACCCUUUCACCAUCUCAUGAAGUACCCUAUUGAGGUAUCCAACAAUGGAACCAUAACAACACUUCAAGGGUUUGAACAUUUUCCUGAUACCAAUGCUAAGAUUCUUGGUACCAAAUCAGAUUACCUUCCACCAAUUCUCACCACCUAACUAGCUAGUACUAGUGUCAUUACUUAUUUUUCUUUAAUUAACUAAUUAUACCAUGGUGUGAUUAUGUUUAGAAAGUUAAACAAUGCAAUUAAUUACUUGUGUAUCUAUGUAUAUAAAUGAUUGAUGAUUGAUUAUUUGAUUUAUUGUUGUAUAUUAUUUGAUUUAUUGUUA